CUUUAAAUCACCAUCAAAGAAAUUCCAAUUUUCUCGGAUUUUCUUUCUCAAUUUUAAUUCUCACAAUCCCUAAAACCCUAGCCCUCUUUCACGCGACUCAUCUCAAAGCUCAAGCUCCUCUGUUCCUGCUUGUGGCUGAAAUUGUUUCAGACAGUGCUUUUGAUGACUCUGAAACACAGCUGCAGACAAGCUUAAACGAAGCUGUAUCUACUGACUUUGAUGGUGAAAUAUCAAAAACCCUAAUUUAAUUCAAUUUUUUUUUUUUUUACACUGAGGGUUUUAAUCAUCAAUGCUUACCACAGUACACUGGGUAAGCAAUAAAGUUCAAAGUCCCAUUCUCCUUUAAAUCCCAAGAAAACCCACCAAAAAAAAAACUAAACUUCAGAUUUUAAAUUUUGGGUGAAACAAAAAAAUGCCCUAAAUGGUUAUAGAGAAGCUUAGGAAUGAGAUUAUUGGUGAUGAUGAAAUGAUUGGAGAUCUGAUGAAGAACAACAAUGGCGACGUCGUGGAUAACAACAACAACCGGUUAAGCCGGUGGCAUCACAACUCUUCAAGGAUCAUUAGGGUUUCAAGAGCUUCCGGUGGUAAAGAUCGACACAGCAAAGUCUGGACUUCCAAAGGCCCACGUGACCGGCGUGUCCGGUUAUCAGUCUCCACCGCUCUUCAGUUCUACGAUCUUCAAGACCGGUUAGGUUACGAUCAGCCCAGCAAAGCCGUUGAAUGGCUUAUCAAAGCUGCUGAGGAUUCCAUCUCCGAGCUCCCUUCGCUCAACAACACAAAUUUUCCGAUGAACGAUGACGACGAGAAUCAGAUUCAGACAGUAACUGGUGCUUCUGCUCCUGCGGCUAAUUCGUUGUCUAAAUCUGCUUGUAGUAGCAAUUCAGACACGAGCAAGAACUCUUCUGGUUUGUCUCUUUCGAGAUCGGAGCUAAGGGAUAAAGCUAGAGAACGAGCUAGAGAGAGAACAGCUAAAGAGACCAAGGAGAGAGACGGUAAUAACAACAACAACAACAACCACCAUACGACUUCGUUUACCGAUCUGUUAAACUCCGGUUCGGAUCCGGUUAAUGCUAACCGGCAAUGGAUGGCUCCUUCUUCAUCGCCUGCUCCUAUGGAGUAUUUCAGCUCCGGUUUGAUUCUCGGGUCGGGUCAAACCCAUUACCCGAUUCAGACAAAUUCUCAUCCUUUCUCAUCAAUCUCCGACCAUCAGCAUCAUCCUCAUCCUCAUCAAGAGUUUUCCUUCGUUCCCGACCAUCUGAUAUCUCCGGGAGAAUCUAACGGUGGUGGAGCAUUCAAUCUCGACUUCAACAUGUCUACAACCUCCGUGGCGUCCACCGGGUUCAGUGGUUUCAGCAGGGGGACCCUUCAGUCCAAUUCAUCUAAUCAUCAUCAGCAAUCUUUUCUCGCUAAUCUACAGAGGUUUCCAUCAUCAGAAGGUGGUGGAGGUCCACAGUUCUUGUUCGGUAACGGUGCACUGCCUGCAGAGAAUCACCACCCCCACCACAAUAAUCACAAUCACCAGUUUCAGCUUUACUAUGAAAAUGGAUGCAGAAACUCUGACCAAAAGGGCAAAGGCAAGAACUGAUAUGUUGUUAUUUACCAUUUGCUUCUUUUGUUUUAAGUUUCUUUAUUUGUUUUUGCUUCAUUCAUCCCCCAAGUGUCAAUCUUCUUGGUUUAUCUUUUGAUUGUCAUCCUCAAUGUGUUAAAUCUGUUUAGGGGUUUCCCUUUUUGUUUACUGGUCCAAUUUGGAAAUCUUUUUGAAUUGGAUUUGUAAUGUUGUAUUUGUGAUAAUAUCAUUUUGUUUGUGGUUUAUUAUCUUUGGCAUGAA
This is a messenger RNA of Eruca vesicaria subsp. sativa (arugula), 1828 nucleotides long. NCBI's taxonomy places the organism in Eukaryota, Viridiplantae, Streptophyta, Magnoliopsida, Brassicales, Brassicaceae. The record is from the annotation of a GenBank genome assembly.